Messenger RNA from Hippopotamus amphibius kiboko, 3489 nucleotides. It is a transcript of the gene NFATC2IP, whose product is annotated as nuclear factor of activated T cells 2 interacting protein. Lineage: Eukaryota; Metazoa; Chordata; Mammalia; Artiodactyla; Hippopotamidae. The transcript is spliced from 8 exons. Bases 124 to 1380 code for a protein of 418 amino acids. The record is from RefSeq and is a predicted model, not a curated record. Gene Ontology annotation, molecular function: protein binding. Gene Ontology annotation, biological process: positive regulation of transcription by RNA polymerase II; cytokine production.
AGAGGUUGUGGGCGGGGAGAGGUGCUGACUAGCAGGCGGUUCGCCCAAUGAAGGGCGGAAGCCGUGGGAGGGGGCUGGGCCAGUCGACUAGGGGCUGGCGACUGUGGGGACCGGUUGUGUGCCAUGGCGGAGCCGGUGAGGAAACGGGGACGGCGGCCUGGCGGCGGCGAUGUCGGCCUCGGGCCUCAGGGAUCCCCGGGCGGCCGGGGCUGGAGUCCUGGCGCCCAGCAAUCGCCAUCCCGGGGCACCCUGGACUCGGUCCUUGUGGACUUGGUCAGCGACAGCGAUGAGGAUGUCUUGGAGGUCGCGGCAGCGCCCGGCGCUGCGGACCCGGCCGAGGUCCCGCUCCCGGAACCCCCCGUGCCGGCCGCGGCCCAGGACGACAGCGACAGUGACAGCGAGGGGGCGGACGCACGGCCGGCUGGAGCCCCUCGGGUCUUGGUCAGGCGGCGGCGGCGGCUGCUGCUGGAUCCUGGAGAGGCACCGGCGGUUCCAGUGUACUCCGAGAAGGUGAAAAGCAGCCUCCAGCUCAUCCCAGAUCACAUGUCCCUCCUGAAAUUCUGUCCCCCAGAGACUGAGGAAGAGGCAGAAGUGGCAGAUUCCAGCAGUCCCCACGCUGAGGAUUCCCCCUGUCCCGAUUCUCCCUGGAAGAAGAAACUGAGGAGUAAGGAUGGAGAAGAGAAGAAAAAGAUGUUACUGGUUCAGGAUACCUCACCAUUGACCCCACCUCUGCCACGGACCAGCAGCAGGAAGCAUACUCAGGCACUCCGGAAGUUAAGGGAGGUAAACAAGCGCCUCCAAGAUCUCCGUUCCUGCCUGAGUCCCAAGCAGCCCCAGGGCCAGGACCAGCUGAGCCAAGAGGAUGAGGUGGUCCUAGUGGAGGGGCCUGUGCUCCCAGAGAACCCUCGACUCUUGCCACUCAAAAUCCGGUGCCGGGCUGACCUGGUCAGAUUGCCCAUCAGAGUGUCGGAGCCCCUCCAGAGUGCGGUGGACCACAUGGCCGCCCGUCUUGGGGUGUCCCCAAGCAGGAUCCUCUUGCUCUUCGGAGAGACAGAGCUGUCCCCUACCUCCACCCCCAGGACCCUAAAGCUUGGAGUGGCUGACAUCAUUGAUUGUGUGGUGCUAGCAAGUUCUCCGGAGGCGGCAGAGACGUCCCAACUGCUCCAGCUGCGGGUGCAGGGGAAGGAGAAGCACCAGAUGCUGGACAUCUCGCUGCCUCGAGAUUCUCCUCUCAAGACCCUCAUGUCCCGCUACGAAGAGGCCAUGGGACUCUCGGGCCACAAUCUCUCCUUCUUCUUUGAUGGGACAAAGCUUUCUGGCAAGGAGCUGCCGGCUGAUCUGGGCAUGGAAUCCGGGGACCUCAUUGAGGUCUGGAGCUGAAACCCCACUCCCUGUUUGGAGGCCCAGCCUGGACUUGGAGAGAACGGCUGCCCCCUUUUGGCCCCAUAAAGGCUAGAUGAAGCUGAGGUGGAACUUAUCCUCAAGCUGAAGCAAAAUCAAGGAGUGAUCUUUGACCCCCUCUCCCAUUGACCCCAGUUUCAAGUCGUCAGCUACCUGGUUAGUUGCGUGGUGACCCUUGCUGCCCUGGUGGACUGUGGCUAUAUCCACAGGGUGUACUGAGUUUUGCGGCCCCCUGGGACAUGGAGAAGGUAUCCCUCUCCCUCACCCUUUCCCCUCCACCAUCCCUCUUUCCUUCAUCGAAAUGUCUUGUUUAUGAAACUGCUCACAUUGAAAGAGUGAGUUGAAAUCCAUAAGGGUUGGGUAUGGGAGUCCAGGCCUGGGGUUUAUGCCAGGGAUCUAGGACCAGCAGUGGCCUCAGUGUCACUGGGGGAUGGUGGUGAAACUGGCUUGGGGCACAUACAGGGCUGUGGCUCCUCGGCCUGCAGGAAGCUAGAUGGUCAAGCUCACACCUGCGUUAGCUUCAGCACAGGCAGACGACGGGUUAUUCUUUUGAAGAAUAUAGUAGAUUCUCAGGCUUGGGUGUCUUCCUCGCCCCAGGACCCUUUCAAGCCACCUUCCUGCUGAACACACAUGAUGUAAGGGAUAAUUGAGCACCUUGAGCCUUUUGGUUUUGGAUCUCAGGAUUCCAGUCCACGCAAGGCUUCUCUGGUUUUACGGCUUUUCCCCUUAAUGCUGUGCUCUCCCGUAAACAUCCAUUCUAAUUGUGUUGAUUACGUGUCUUUGAAUAUGAAUGUAUCCUUGAAAAAUGCCACGUUGUAUGUGUGAAUAUAGUUUUUCCAUAUGUAAUAUUAUGCUGUAGAUCUUAUGCUGUUGCUUUUCUCACUCAACCUGCGUCGCUUAUGCUACAUCAGCUUUAUUUCUUUGAACUGCUCUGAGGUAUUCCACAGUGGGUGUCAACUGCAUUUUACUUACACAUUUGCUAAGUGGUGAAUACCUGUGUGCCUCCAACUCCUCAGCACAUAUUCAAGGCCACGGUGAACAUCUUUUUACGUGUCCCCUUCUGUACUUUGUGGAAAGUUCUCCAGCAGAGGUACCCAGGAUGGGAUUAUGGGUCUGACAGGUUAAUUUCUCUAUUUUUUAAAAUAAUGGUCAUUGACUCUCCCACUUUAAAGCUUUCUGUUUCUCCUCCUCCUCGCCAGCACCUGUUACUGCCCAACUUUCUAAUUUUUGCUGGUCUGUUGGAUGUAAAGUGGUGCCCUGUGUUAAUGUAUAUUCAUCUGAUCACUAGUAAUUUGGGGAAUUUUGUUAUAUACCUGUCAGCCUUUCUGGUUUCCCUUCGUGUGAAAGGCUAAUUUAUAUUUGCUCGUUUUCUCAUGGGGGCUUCCAACCUAUCUUAUUUUUGUUUACUCUCAAAAGUUCUUUGUAUAUUCCUGGGCAGUUGCAAAAAACGCUCAGAAUGGCACUUUGUAUAUCCAGGAGUGUCCUUCAUUAAACAGAAAUUCUUACUUUUAAUAUAGAGGAAUUAACUAUUUGUUAUAUCAUUUGUUGCUUUUUGAUUUCUUAUUUAAAAGUGGUUAGGAUAUUUUACAUUUUCUUCUGUUAGUUUGUUAGCUUUUCUUUCACAUUUAAGCCACUAAAUAUUGGGCUGAAGUCCAGCCAGUACACACUGGUAUGUGUAUUGGCUGACAUCUGCUCUGCGUGGUGAAAUAUUUGUUUUCUUUGGUUGAUGGCAGGCUGUACUAGCUGCCGAAAUGCUGAAUAUUACUUUUCAACUAUUUGAAAUUCACCUUUGUCUGUGAGAUCUAAGUUUUAGUUUCACUGUAUAAUGAGCCAGUUUUCUCAGCACUGUCUACUAAUAAAGCCAUGAAUUUUCCACUGAUAGGUGAUAUAAUUUUGGCAAAAACAUAUCACUAAGAGUUUUUUUUUGUUGGAAUGUGGCAUUCCUUUGAACUUAUAAUGUGGGAAAUAUAGAAAGAAAAAUUUUUAUCAUUUAAAUAAUUCAUGAUAUGGUAUAACUCAGUUUUUUCCAGAUAUUUUACGUCCAUGAGUAAGUCUGAACACAUUAAAAUAUGCUCAACCUCAACAGAA